UAACUGAAACAGCUUAUAGAGAGCCUUUUAACUCUAAUCUAAAACUCUAAAAAAUGUGUGCACUUAUCCCUUCAUUAUUUCCCAGUUUCGGCUGGCCUUGCGGAGAUCAUAGCUUCUACGAAAACGACGACCUAACGAACGCGUUUCUUGAUUUUCCAUUGCCGGACUUGACGGUGGCUCAUCAGAAUGUGUUGCCGGAGAAAAAUAGAACAUUACUAGACAAUCCCGUGGUGAUGAGGAAGCUUAAUCACAACGCCAGCGAGCGUGAUCGUCGCAAGAAGAUCAACUCAAUGUUCUCGUCUCUUCGUUCUCGUCUUCCGCCUAGCAAUCAAUCGAAGAAGUUAAGUGUUUCCGCAACAGUUUCACAGGCACUGAAGUACAUACCAGAGCUGCAAGAGCAAGUUAAGAAGCUCAUAAAGAUGAAGGAAGAGCUGUCGUAUCAAAUCUCGGGUCAAAGAGAUCUCGUUCACACCGAGCAAAAUGGUAAGCCAGAGAAAGGGGUCACAAGUUAUAGAUCAGCAGUUUCUGCGACUAGGCUCGGUGAGACCGAAGUGAUGGUUCAAAUAUCAUCGUUAGAGACUGGCAAUUUUUCGUUUGGGAAUGUGUUGAGCGGUGUAGAGGAAGAUGGGUUGGUUAUUGUGGAUGCUUCUUCUUCAAGGUCUCAAGGAGAGCGACUCUUUUAUACCUUGCAUCUUCGGAUGGAUAGUUGCAAGCUAAAUUCCGAAGAGCUAAGUGAUAGGCUGUGUUUCUUGUACGAGAAAUGUGACAAUUCAUGUAAAUGAUCAAUAAUAAAUGAUGCCAUUUGUUCGUUUUC
This is a messenger RNA of Capsella rubella, 814 nucleotides long. RefSeq names its product transcription factor bHLH100. Gene Ontology annotation, biological process: regulation of transcription by RNA polymerase II. The transcript has 2 exons. The record is from RefSeq and is a predicted model, not a curated record. Gene Ontology annotation, cellular component: RNA polymerase II transcription regulator complex. Bases 54 to 782 code for a protein of 242 amino acids. Lineage: Eukaryota; Viridiplantae; Streptophyta; Magnoliopsida; Brassicales; Brassicaceae. Gene Ontology annotation, molecular function: DNA-binding transcription factor activity, RNA polymerase II-specific; protein dimerization activity; RNA polymerase II transcription regulatory region sequence-specific DNA binding.